AUGUCAUUUCAAGAUCUCCUGCAAUUGGAAGCCAUGACGGACUCCUUCUCCGACUUGUCAGCCAUCUCGGAUGCCAACCUAAUUUCUACCACCAAAGACGACAUUACCGUCUUUGUUUCCGGUCAAACAUUCUUUAUGCUGCCAUCUCUCUUCGAACAAGUGAAAGGGUUGCAGUGGUACCAAGUUGGUGGCUUGUACCAUUUGGAUGCCGAAUCAGAUCUUUUUGAAAUUAUUCUUCAAUUCUUCUUGGUCGGAAGUCUUCCAUCCAAGGCGCUUGUCAAGAAGCGAAAGGAAUCUCUUCAGCAAUUGGUCUUUCAAUUGGGCAGCGACGCCGAUGAAUUGAAAAUGUGUGUCAUGCAAGGUGGUGGCAGUCGCAAGAGCCAUUCCAGAUCUCCCUUAUCCCUCAAGAAGGCGGGUUUGUCUCUUCGAAGCAGUUCUUCCAACCGAAAAAGCCCAGUUCCGUCUUCCGCUGGAAGUUCAAAGAAGGGUUUCAAGUCACCCUUCAAGAGAAAGGCAGAACUGUCGGCAUCCGACUUUGUCAAGUUGUCAAAUGCUUUGUUGUUGGAUGACAUGGACGGUGAUUCUGGCUCUGAAACUGGAGCUUCUACCAUUUCCCAGAACUCCCAAAAGGAAAACUCCUCUGUCAAAUCCAAAAAGAAGUGGAGUCUUUCCAGCAAGCCGUCUACCCAGGAGGUUCACCAAUCGUGGUGUGAAUCAGAAUACAUUGUUUAG
Molecule: messenger RNA, 732 nt
Organism: Cylindrotheca closterium
Lineage: Eukaryota; Bacillariophyta; Bacillariophyceae; Bacillariales; Bacillariaceae
Source: the annotation of a GenBank genome assembly